This is a messenger RNA of Plasmodium gonderi, 4146 nucleotides long. RefSeq names its product Plasmodium exported protein, unknown function. The transcript is spliced from 2 exons. NCBI's taxonomy places the organism in Eukaryota, Apicomplexa, Aconoidasida, Haemosporida, Plasmodiidae. The coding region runs from base 1 to 4146 and encodes 1381 amino acids. The record is from RefSeq and is a predicted model, not a curated record.
AUGUGCACCAGAUUUAUUAAAAUUCUCAUAUUUAUCCUCAUAUAUAUUUUUUUAUAUUCUGAUAAUAUUUCCUCUGCUAAUUAUUCUGAGGAGAACAAGAAGCAAGAUGUAAUUAUAGAUUCAUCUUAUAGAACGACAUUAGAUCAAGCUAACAGGGAAACGAAGUCACUUCUAUGUAAGGAAGGAGAAGAAUCGAAAAAGUUAAAGGAAUAUUUUCACGACCACAAUGCUGACACAAAUAAGUUAUCAUUGAACAACAUCCAGGAUGUUCUGUUUGGAGAUGAUGCGAGCAGGCAGUGUAUAUUAAAUGUAUUAAAGCAGUUGAUAUUAGGGAAGCCGCAAAUAAUAGAAAAAUUAUUUAAAAAUUUUGUAAAAGCUCUAAUAAAUAAUAAACAAAUACAAGAAUCAAAAUUGAUCGAAUUAAAAGAGUUUUUGUCUUCAAAUGAUCAUUUGAAAUCAGAAAAUGUAUUAAAAGCAUUGAAAGAUAAUUUGGUGGACAAUCCAUUUAUAAAGGAAUUGAUGUCAAAUGAAUUAGAAGAUAUUUUGUUAGGUAGCAAACUAAAUAAUGAAUACAUAUUAAAAGUUUUGAAGAAAAAUUUGUUAAGUGAUACAUUGAUAGGGUUGUCUAUGCUGAAAGAACUAGAAAAUAUUAUAUUACAAAAUAAAUUAGUAAAUGAAUCUAAAUUAAGAGAUUUAAAAAAAAUCCUUCUAAGUAAUGAACCAAUAACUGAAAGUCAAUUAGAUGAACUAAAAUCAUUGCUAUCUGUUAUAAUACAAGGUCAUUCUAAUUUAAAAGGUACUGUACCAGUACCCAAAGUGAACUAUUCAAAUAGAAGAGAAAUAAAGAGAAAACCUAUUUUAUUAGAAAAAAAUGAUUUUGAACAUAAAUUUGAGGCAAAGGAAAAAUAUGAAUCAUUACAUAAAAACAAUUUUAUUAAAGAAGACGAUGUAUUAAGGCUUCAUAGAAAACAGUUACAAAAAGACGAUGAUAUAAAUAAAAUUGGUAUGACAAAGACAAAUGAAAUAGGGGAAAAAAAUGAAUAUUUAAAGAAAGGUGGUUUCAAACAGGAAAGCGAUUUAUUUAAAUUAUAUGAAUCUAUAAAAAGAGAUGAAGUAAACGAUAGGUCCAAUAUAUUAAAAAAAGAUGUUUUUAUUGAUAAAAUUGAAACAUCUAAAAUAAAUGAAGCAACAGAAAUCGAUUCUAUGAAAAAAUGUGGUCAAACAUAUGAAAAUAAUUUAUUUAAGUUACAUGAUCCUUUAAAUGAAUAUGUACCUGCAAAGAAAGAUGAUAUAACAAAAAAAUUUGAAUUGUUACAAAAUGAAGAUCAUAUAAUAAAAGAUGAAGCAUUUAUAAAAAGAAAAGUAUCACAGGGAGAUGUAUUAACAAGGAAAAGGUCUGUAAUAGAGAAAGGGAAGCUCCAAAUAAAAGAUGAUUUUGUGAGUGUAAAUAGGAGAAUAAGAGAAAAGGAUAAAUCCUUAAAAAAAAAUGAUUCUGCGAAUAGAGGAGAUGCAAUUAAUAAGAAGAAAUUAUUUAGAAAAGAUGGUACUAUGAAUACAGUUGAUAUAACUCGUAAAAGGACAAUACUGAAGAAUGAUGAUAUUAGAAGCACAGCUGACGUUAUCCCUAAAAGAAAAUCUUUGGAUAAAAAUGAUUCGUCCAAUAAAGGAAACAUAAUAUAUAAAAGGAAAACAGCAAGAAAAGAUGAUUCUUUGAACACAGUUGAUGUUGUUCCCAAGAUAAAUAAAUUGAGGAAAGAUGAUUCUCUGAGUUCAGUUGAUGCUAUUGCCAGGGAAAAACCGAUGAGAAAAGAUGAUUUUAUGAGUUCUGUUGAUGUGAUUCGCAAAAAGAAACUAUCUAGAAUAGAUAAUUCAUUGAGUUCAAUCGAUGCUACAUCUAAGAAAAAAACGCUGAGAAAAGAUGAUAUUAUGAGUUCUGUUGAUGUGAUUCGCAAAAAGAAACUAUCUAGAAUAGAUAAUUCAUUGAGUUCAAUCGAUGCUACAUCUAGGAAAAAACCACUGAGAAAAGGUGAAAUUAUGAGUUCUGUUGAUGUAAUUCGUAAAAAGAAACUGUCUGGAAAAGACGAUUCACUGAGUUCAGUAAAUGCUACAUUUAAGGAAAAACCACUGAGAAAAGGUGAAAUUAUGAGUUCUGUUGAUGUAAUUCGUAAAAAGAAAUUACCUGGAAAAGAUGAUUCACUGAGUUCAGUUGAUGUUAUUUCUAAGGGAAAACCACCGAAAAAAGGUGAAAUUAUGAGUUCUGUUGAUGUAAUUCGUAAAAAGAAAUUACCUGGAAAAGAUGAUUCACUGAGUUCAGUUGAUGCAACAUCUAAGGAAAAGCCAUUGGAAGAAGUUAAUUCUGUGCCUUUAAAUAACAAGAGAGACAAGAAUGCCAAGAAAGAACAUGAAGACUCAGGCUAUUCUUCGAUGAACGGUGAUCGAAUAAGCAAAGCAGUUUUGCCAGAAAAAGAUAGUUCAAUGGAAGAAAUUUACCUAGAAAGUAAAAAUAGUUUGCAUACAAAAUUUCAUUCCAUGGAGAAGAGUUAUGUAUCAAAGAAAAAGGAAUUACUAUCAGUUUCUGAUUCUAAGAAUAUAGAUAAUUUAAAAAAAAGAAGGAAAUCACUGAUAGAGGAUAAUUCAAAAUCAGAAGUUUACAUAAAGUCUGACAGCGAUAUCCAUAAAAAUGUUCAUCCUAUGAAAAAAGGGGAAUUUAUAUCGAAAGAUGUUCCUGUGAAGCAUCGUGAGAUUUUAAGAGAAGAUAAAUUGUUAUCAGAAGAUGAUUCCGUUAAGAAAAGUGAAACUACAGACGACCCGAAAUUGGUUAUAGAUGAUAGUUCUAUGGAUAAAAGUAAUAAGUCAGAAUCAGUGAAAUUGUUGAAAAAUAAUAAUUUUGCAAUAAUAAGUAAUAUAUUGAACCGAAAUAAAAUGUUGGAAGAUGAAAUAUUAAAGAACAAAGUUUAUUUAACAUGCGCUAAAAGUUUGCAUAAAAAAAUUCAAUUCAUAAAUAAAAGUGGUUUAUUGAAUAAUUACAGAUUACCCCCUAAAGAAGAUCCAGAAGAUAGUAUAUAUAUAAUUGAUCAAAAUAGUUUAUAUAGAAAAAUUAAUUCCUUAAAUAACGAUGAUUUAAUAGAUAAAUGUAAGUUAUCGACGAGUGAAGAUUAUAAGAACAAAUUAUAUAUAACAUGCAAACAUCGUCUAUUUAACAUUAUUCACGCAGAAAAAAAGGAGUUAGAAGAAGUAGAUGAAGUUUUACGAAAAAAGGAUCCGCCUAAAGAAAAGGAACUUAUAAAAGAAGACACAUUACCAAAAAAAAAAAAAUGUACCAUAUAUAUAUAUAUGACCGAUAAAAAGAAAGAUAAAGAUCCUGAAACGUUAGAAAAAGAUUGGGUUAUAUAUAAACAUAUUAAAGAUAAUAAUGUAAAGGUAGAAUUAUUAAAGGAUAUAGAUACUAUGACUAAAAUUGAUGUAGCAGCAGUAGAUUCAGUGUAUAGAAAGACCGAAGAAACUCUUGUCAAAAAUGUUAUAAAUCCACCAAAAGUUGCAAACAAACCUAGGAAUGUAAAGGAAAUUGUAAAAAAAGUGGCCAUGCAUGGUAUCCCCGCAACACUUGCAGUAAUAGCAAUACCAUUUCUUGCCGUGAAGCAUAUUGAGGUAUCUGGUAAAGAUAUUUUUAUGGAAGCUGGAGCAGCAGCACUAUCCACUGGAACAAAUGCAAUGCAAUCUUUUGCACCUGAACUUGGAGCAUAUGCUGGACAGUGUGUAGGUGAAGCUUUUGGUUCUGUACUAGAAGCAUUAGAGACCGGUAAUAUUUGGAGCAUGUUUACAAGUUUUAGCCAGAGGGCAGCAUUGUGUACAAGCAAAAUUGCAAUGAAAACUGCAUCGGUUGCAAUUAAGGCUGCAUCCAAAGCUGUAGAUACUUCUAUAGAAGUUGGUACAGAACAUGCAUUGAUUCAAAUCACAUUCCCUUUGUUAAUUGGUAUUUGUGUUAUAAUAAUUAUAGAAGUUCUUUACCAAAUAUUCUUAUAUCUAGAUAAUAGAGGUAAACUGGAUUUUAUUGAUGAUUGUAAGAGAAAAUUCAGGCGUUACGUAAUUAAAAAAAAGUACAAUCUUAAUAGACCAAAAAUUAACCUGGAAAAUUAUAACUACUAA